AUGGCUCCAAAUCAGUUCUUAAAACCGGAGACUGCCCAUGAAAAGGCAAAAGAGCUUAUUAGCGUUGGAAAAAAGUCCAAUGCGUUGGAGGUGCUGUACGAAAUGAUGAAGUUCCGCCGGGCUCGAAACUGGCAGAAAAGCCUGGAAGAGCCUAUGCUUUUGUUUGUGGAGUUGUGCAUUGAACUCAAGAAGAAUCAACACUUCAAACGAAUAAUUCAUCAAUAUCGAAACAUCUCAAUUCAAGAAUGCCCCCAAUCCUUGGACGAUGUGCUUAAACAUUACUUCAACCUCAUUAAAACAAGAACGGAAGAGGCUCGUCAAGAAUCGAAAGACGCCGUACCAGACGUCGAAGAUUUGGAAAUCACUGAAACUCCCGAAAGUCUGAUGUUGAACGCUGUAAGCGCGGAAGGCACUCAAGGUCGUUCUGACCACACGAUUCUAAUGCCGUGGCUGAAAUUUCUCUGGGAAGCCUAUCGUAUUUGCUUGGAUUUGGUACGCAACAACUCCAAAUUCGAACACGUUUAUCAUCGUAUCGUAAGAGAUGCCUUUGACUUCUGCGUAGAGUACGGACGAAAAACCGAAUUCCGGAAGCUCAGCGAAAUGCUUCGGAUGCAUACUACAAGAAUUCAAACACAACCGGUCGCUCAGAACGCAAUCAGUCUGACCAAUCCGGACACCCAAAUUUGGCAUUUCGAGACCAGACUCCGUCAGCUCGACUGUGCUAUGCAGCUUGAGCUCUAUAAUGAGGCGUUCAAAACUGUCGAAGACAUCUGGAACUUGGUUUUGCUGGCGAAGACCAUUGAUCGGCCCGCCUUGAUGGCUGACUACUACAACAGGGCGGCAGAACUCUUCCUCCGUUCCGGCUGCUAUCUCUUCCAUGCUGCCGCAGUCUACAAACGCCUAAUCUUGCACCGAGAACACAAGAAGGCGUUGACAUCGGAUGAGUUGUCAGCUCUUGGUUCAAAAGCUCUGUGUGCGGCCCUGUCUGUACCACUGCCGCAAGCGAGAAGUCCGUUUUCUCUCAUGUCUAGCGACUACAAUCAGGCCAAACAGAAGGCUCUUGCCAAUUUACUCGGCCUUUCCACCGUACCCACACGUAGUUCCUUAUUGACCGACUUAUCAAUGGGCAAGAUCCAGUCGAUUGUGCCCCCGGAGUUGGCUCAACUCUACCAGGCCUUUGAAGUCGACUUUCAACCGCUUAAACUUUUCGAGAAAGUGAAACCGGCCUUUGACCGUAUCGCCGUGAACCCUGCCUUGAGCGUAUAUCAAGCACCGUUGCAAGAGGUGCUCGUCUCGAAAACGCUCCUUCAGCUCUCGCAGGUCUACCGUACACUGCACUUUAGCCAGUUGGCGAAACUUUGUCCUUUCUUUGAACCGCUCGCCCUCGAAAGAUGCGUGAUUGAAUUAAUCUCAAACCUGGAGCUGCCGAUGCGAGUGGACCAUCGACGUCAGGCCAUCAUCUUCGAUGUCUAUAUUGACCUCGGUAUCAGCCAAAAGGAUUACACUCAGGCUAUUGGCGUACCGGCACAGUCACAGGUUGUCCCACGCAUCUACCGCCUAGCCGGUUUUAGGAGGAAUAUGACAAAUAUACGGUCGAUUCUGACAGUGUGCACCGUCUCACCCACAAUAAGGUUGGCUACUAGCCCUUGUUGGAUCAGGAGUCCCGCCGGAUUGGCCUCAAUCCCGGCGGCGAGGAAGGGAAGUCAGAGCAUCAUGGUCGCGAAGGGCUGCUCCGUCGUCGACAACAGAGAUGGAGAGGAGGAGGGAUAG
Messenger RNA from Dibothriocephalus latus, 1770 nucleotides. NCBI's taxonomy places the organism in Eukaryota, Metazoa, Platyhelminthes, Cestoda, Diphyllobothriidea, Diphyllobothriidae. The record is from the annotation of a GenBank genome assembly.